AUGGCAGAGACAUAUUCGGUGCCUGCCGAGGCCCACCGGGUGCUUCACGAAGGCAUUUUUGGCAACCCGAGGGUUGCGCACAAUGUCCCCGGAGGCGCCGCCGAGAUCGCGGCCCAGUCCGUCAGGUUCAAGGGAAACGACCAGCCCAGCGUCCCCGUCAACUGGCGGUUUGCCGAGAGUGCGGCCGCUCUCAAGGCCUACGAAGCUUCGGUGCUUUCGCUUCUUGUGCGCAAGAAGUAUGGCGUCGAUGCUGGCGAGGUCAUCAUUGACACGGACCAUGCGAGCCUCUUCUUCAUGAGCCCCAUCGUCGCGCAGGUGAUCGGGCAAGACGGCAAACCCACGCCCUUCAGCCCUCUCGAUCCCCGCAACCACCGCAUCAUUCCCAACUAUGACAAGCACGACAGCACAAGUUUGUACCGGGGUCUGACGACCAGCAUCUACCGGACCAAGGACGGCAGGUUCUUCCACCUGCACGGCAGCUUGAACCCGGAUGCCUCCCUGGCCGCUCUGGGCUUGCCCAUCAGGGACGACUCGGCCACAGACUUUGACACCUGCGUCGGUCGCAUCCAGGAAAAGGUCCUGCAGCAUGAAUCAGGCGAGCUCGAUGAGCUGAUGAACGAGAAGCACCGGCAGGCGGGCUGCGUGGGCCUCUCCAUGGAAGAAUACUUCGCCUCCGAGUCUGGCCGGGCCAACCACAAGGCUGGCCUGUAUGAGCUCAGCCACUUUGACUAUGGCAGUGACGGCGGCGAAGGCACGCACUUGCCGGCGGCCUGGUGGCCAGAGCAACCGUCCCGCCCGUCCUCCGCAACCCGGCCCCUCGCGGGCCUCAAGGUCGUCGACCUGACCCGUGUCAUUGCGGGACCAUCAAUGACGCGCGCGCUCGCCGAGAUGGGCGCCUCGGUCAUGCGAGUCACCAGCCCGAACCUGGCCGACCUCUCGGCCGUCCAUCACGACUUGAGCUGGGGCAAGUGGAGCUGCCAUUUGGACCUCGACGUGCCGGGCGACUGCGAGAAGCUGUGGGCGCUCAUCCGGGAGGCCGACGUUGUCGUGGACGGCUACAGGCCGGGAGCCAUGGACCGGCGCGGGUUCGGGCGCGACGCGGUGCUGGCCGCCGCCCGGAUCCGCGGGAGAGGAAUUGUCUACGCGCGGGAGAACUGCUACGGGUGGCACGGCCCAUGGAUGCACCGUAGCGGGUGGCAGCAGAUCAGCGACAUGUGCUGCGGCAUAUCCAUGGGCUUCGGGCGCGCCAUGGGUCUGGACGAGCCCGUGACUCCGGUAUUUCCUAAUUCUGAUUUCUGCACGGGAAUCAUAGGCUGCGUAGGCAUUCUGCACGCGCUGAUCCUUCGUGCAGAGAAAGGUGGCUCGUACGGCGUCGACACCGCUCUGAACUACUAUUCUACCUGGCUCGCCGAAUCUGUCGGCGAGUACCCGGCCGCUGUGUGGCAAGACUUGUGGCAGCGCCACGACAACUUUGUCUUGCACCACUACGAGAACAUGCAGCACAUGUUCCCCAAGCUUAUGCCCAUCAUGCACCACGCGGACGGGGCGGUGCUAUUCAAGCCGCAGUUCUUCGAGCAGCGUAAGGCGGCUGCGUGCGGCGAGGGAGGAGAAGGAGGAGGAGUCACGUUCGUCCUGCCCAGGCCGAUUGCCGAUUUCACAGGCGGGACGGUCGAGCUCAAGUACGAUGUGGGCACUCGGGGAAACGGCGUGGAUGCGCCGGUCUGGCCAGAGGAUCUCAAUGUAGAAGUGGUGAAGGUCUGAUGGUCACUGCAGAGUCUGGUCCAUGGAAUUUUAGCUCUACUUCAACACGGUCCGUGAAGG
Molecule: messenger RNA, 1821 nt
Organism: Microdochium trichocladiopsis
Lineage: Eukaryota; Fungi; Ascomycota; Sordariomycetes; Xylariales; Microdochiaceae
Product: CoA-transferase family III domain-containing protein
Exons: 4
Coding region: 1-1761 (586 amino acids)
Molecular function (GO): catalytic activity
Source: RefSeq, a predicted model, not a curated record